CGAGGAAACUCGUGUACAAAAGCCACUUCUGUCUGGAACGCGGAAGUUGUACCGCAUAAUUUUUCUCCUCUAAGUUCCCGGGCUCUUCCUUAGUGACUCAGUUCGUUUGCGGUGUGACUGUGAAUUUAUCAGCAAAUUCUUGGAACUCCAGGUGCGAAGAUUGAUAACUCCUUUCGGAGGAUCCCAAUGUUGACAGGUGAGGGACGACACGGCCAUCAAGUAUGAGCAGGCACGGCAAUGACUGGGUAACGCGUUGGGACGAAACCCCUCACAGAGACGCAGUCAAACUUGACGACAAACCAUGGUUUCACGGGAAAAUCACGAGGGAAGAAGCCGAACAGCUACUGGAGCCAUGGGUAACCGGGUCGUUCCUAGUGAGGGAGAGCACGCAUUACCCGGGAGACUACACACUGUGUGUUUGCACCGACAACAGAGUGGAACAUUAUCGAGUGAUAAAGGAUCAUCAACGGAAACUGACUAUCGACGAGGAAGUCUUCUUUGAUUCGUUGCCGGAGUUGGUUGCUCAUUAUACAGAGGAUGCUGAUGGACUAGUAAGCCGUCUCAUUACUCCUGUCAAUAAAGCUGGAGGUGACGGAUAUUCCAAACAAUUUGAAAAAGCUGGCUGGUCUAUUGAUAGGAAGCUCAUCACAUCUGGUAGAGUCAUCGGCAGAGGCAACUUUGGAGAGGUGAGAAAGGGAACGUACAUGGGGAAAGACGUGGCCAUCAAAGUGACGAAAGAUGACAAGAUUCAGGCGCAGAGCUUUCUUUCUGAAGCAUCUAUCAUGACACAAUUAAGGCACGACAACUUGGUUCAGUUGAUCGGCGUAUCACCUGGAACUAGCAUAUGGAUAGUACUGGAAUUUAUGUCCAAGGGUAAUCUACUAGACUACUUGAGAUCCAGGGGAAGAACAGUUAUCAGACAGCUCGACCAAAUCAAUUUUUCUUUGCAUAUAGCAUGUGGAAUGAAUUACCUUGAAGAGAGGAAAUUUGUCCACCGAGACCUUGCGGCCAGAAAUAUCCUGGUAUCGGAAGAAGACGUCGCCAAAGUCUCAGACUUCGGUUUGGCUCAACAUGACAGAGAGAAGGCCGAGAAAUCCAAGAUUCCUGUCAAAUGGACGGCCCCGGAGGCAGUCAGGAAAAAAACAUAUUCCACCAAGUCCGAUGUCUGGAGUUAUGGCAUUCUCUUGUGGGAACUCUACUCCUUUGGAAGAGUACCCUACCCUCGUGUGCCUGCAGAUGACGUCAUAAAGUUUGUGGAAGACGGUAACCGAAUGCAGCCGCCUGACGACUGCCCCGACACCGUCUAUGACGUCAUGAACAGAUGCUGGAAGUUACAGCCAGAAAAAAGACCAACGUUUCGCCAGAUCGAAUCAAGAGUAAUGGAACUGAGGCGCUUACUAAAAGAAGAACAGCGAGGGAUGGAGUCAGCGUCUUAGAAGGCCGAAAGGUCAGACAUCAAAUCGUGGAAUUAUUGGUCUUCUGAUGCAACUUGACACACGGCCAGUCUGAUCAAAAAAAAUGUGUGCGUUUUGUGAUUGAGAAGACUCUUUAUUUUGACCAUUUCUACGGCAUGUCCCUACAUGCAGCUGUGUUUUUUUUUUUUUUUACUGUUUUGUUACUUAUUUUCCCCACAAGUGAGACCCAGAAUGCUCCAGGGUGCACCGUGAACUCUUUCAUUCACAGAAACGUUGGAAGUUGUAUUCUUCUUGAAAUGCACCUCAGGAAAUUCCCAACAAAUAAAAGCCAAAAACAAAACGAUUACAUGAGCUUUUUGUGCUGUCAUUUCCCCAUCAACGUCAGUUUAAAAAUUCAUUAUUUUGCCUCUAGAUUUACGUGCCUCUGUAUUGUUAAGGCAUUGUAAAAGAUAGUCAUUCUGCAAACAGUCUUUAUUGCUGUUCCAAUGUGAUGGGUUUUUUUUUAUAUCAAGAGUGUUUGCUUUAAACUCAAACACACAAACAAGGAACAGAAAACUUUUCAAUAAGUUGGUCAUCACUUCCUCUUUAACCGUUUUAAAGACUAGCUUGAAGAUUUUGAACCAAUAAGCACCGUCGAUAUUGGAACUUUCAUUAAUCAAUAUAUUGGAAAUUCAAUAUCGAGAAUAUUCGAUAUAUCGAUUAUCCCAUGUAAAUGUAGGUGCACUAUGAUAAAAAAAAAAAAAAAUCUGAAGUCCCAAUUUUCCGUGUUUUUUUUUUCUGGAGCAUAUUGCUCAAACCUUUUAAACCAAAUCUCAGCACUGAGAGUUUGUCCAGAACGGGCGGUUUCUUUUGAGGUUUCACAUUAGGGAGACCGCAAACUCCAGCAAACGCAGAGCAGCACAGCUUGCUACCAAAUUUUAUUUCAUUAUACAGCGAAUGUUAAACACAAAGUAAAAGCACAAACAGGAGAUUUAUUUCGAAGAUCAUUUGAUGCAUUUUCGAUAAGUACGAUAUCAUUCCUUAAUAUCGAAAGUUUCGAUAUUUCGAUAUGAUUUAAAAAUUGCUAUCGGCGAUAUUGAUAUAAAAGUAAUAUCGACUAAUCGAGUAAUACGAUAUAUCGACGGUGCUUAUAAAUCAGCAGUUACUUUUUCAUUUCUGUUCUUAAAAAAAAAAAACCCAAAAUGCACUCGCACUGUUUUUUUUAUCAACUAUAAAGCAAUGUUUGAUGUUUACUUUCUAUUCAAAAGUCAAUAUUGACUUUUUAUUUGAGUAGCUUUUCCUAUUUCAUGUUGAGAACUUAGCAAAAUAUUGUUUUUGUAGCGAAACUAACUUAGAUAUCAGGCUGGCCCUGUUCUUAGCAUGUACUGAGAUUGAGAUGAUUGAUGCAUGGACUGUCAAUGAUAGUACAGUAGUACUUUCAUCAUCGUCCACCUGCAGUGGCCCAGGUUCAUAUCCCACCUUGUACAUCAUGAAUAUCGGCUAUAUCAGGAAUUUUCCUUGCUUUCCUUUAAGGCAAUAUACAUGUACAACAUUAUGCAAACAUC
Messenger RNA from Patiria miniata (bat star), 2959 nucleotides. Its product is annotated as tyrosine-protein kinase CSK-like. Bases 222 to 1436 code for a protein of 404 amino acids. Gene Ontology annotation, molecular function: protein tyrosine kinase activity; ATP binding. Gene Ontology annotation, biological process: protein phosphorylation. Lineage: Eukaryota; Metazoa; Echinodermata; Asteroidea; Valvatida; Asterinidae. The record is from RefSeq and is a predicted model, not a curated record. The transcript is spliced from 11 exons.